GGCAGACACCUAUCACUUUCGCUCACCCUAUUCGUCUUCGUUCUUACGGUUCGAUAACGACACUACGACUCGAAAUCCGCAUCUUUCACACGUCCUUCGAUAUUACACCAUCUCCCAAUUCGUUGCCUUUUUUGGUCCAGUGGCGGAGUAGAACGCAGUAUAUAAUCUAGAGGCCGAUUCCACUCAGAAUGGCCCAUCAUGGCAUCGCAAGGAACCCUCGUUUAAGCAGAUUGUUAAGGAAAAAAUACCAUUCCGAAUCCCAGCACAGGAAAGAUGUGGAAACCACGCUGAAUCAGCUACUCGACAAACGUCAGCAUUCUGAAACGCCCCAGGAGGAUUUGACAAAGAUCGUGGCCACAGUGGUCAGCGUAAUCGACAAUGAAUCUCAGACUUUUUAUGAGUCGACCAGCGCCAGUUUGUCGUUGACAUUUUCGGACGAGGAAUUCGCACAGAUCUCAAUAUCAGCCGUUUCUGCUGAACCAAGUUCGAUCCCGAUUUCAGUUCCCUCCAGCACAGAUCAUGGAUCUAUAAGCGCGUCUCCGGCAUAUUCUUCUCCCACGGCAAACAUUCCGUCGUUGACUAGCAAGGGUCUUAUCUCCAAUUCGUCGAGUACGCCUAGUCCAGUGCGCUCCUCCUCUUUCCUGGUAGCCACCUCCAAUUCGACAUCUUUGACUCCCACUCCGCUACCUUCUAGCGCAUCUAUGUCGAAUACGAGCCAAAUUCUGAGCACCUCUGCCACCUCUUCCACAACGAGCGCGGAUUUCUGGUCAAGUUCGAGUUUUACUUCCACGUCAACCUCGACUUUCUCUUCCUCUAGCUCUACUGAUGGCGGCUCAGGUUUUGGAGGCGGAGGAUCAAUUGCAACUGAAAGUAGUCCGUCGGCAACUGGUUCUUCCCAGGGUUCGACUCCAACAAAUAGCGGUAGUGCUAGCCCUCAGACACGUACGAUUGUCGGCGGUGUUGUUGGAGGCUGUGCUGGUGCCUUCUUUCUGUUUCUUAUAGCGUAUCUUCUGGUUCGCCAACGCAAGGCUGCCAUGCGCAAGGCUGCCGAGGGCCUUCCCUCAAAUAAUAUAACUGGAGGUGCCGCCGCUGGUGGAGAAGGAUCUAUCGCACGUUCAGGAGAGAUGGCUUCUCGACGCUCUAGCAAUGAUCCUCUUUUUAGGGCUUCCUACUUUUCUCCAGCGUUUAUGAGGCGAUGGAGACAAUCUACCCAGACCACCAGUACGGAUAGUACCUUGGUUUCGAAUACCGGUGAACGUGGCUUCCAAAAGAUAUCCGGCCGGAAGAUUCCUUCCGUAUUGCACUCAGGAGGAGAUGGGUAUGGCGGCGGUCUCGAAGCGGGUUCUCCAACUGCUUCUGAACCAAGUAUGACUCUACCACCGCCGUCACCUGUUAUGCCACGUUCGCCCUCAACUCAACCUCCUCCUUCGAUCCCAUACGGCAUGCCUCUGGAUGUGACCUACACCAGAGAGACGGAUGAGUUCGAUCCAGUGGUGAUAGUGCGCCCGUCUCCCGCCAGAACGCCCGUGUCCGAAUCCGUGCAUAUGGUAUCUCCCAGCGCGUCGUCAGCAAGUCGACCCCAACCACAAGGGACCUUGUCGCCCACCAUCCCAGCAAGACCCGAUACUCUGGGUCGAAGUCAUCCAAGUUUCGAUGGGAGUCGAGGCAGUCGGUUUACUGAGAGUUUAUAGGCUUUUGGCGGGGGUCGAUGCGAGGGUCUCUAGCCCUGCCGACCUCUGUCUGUGCUAUGUGACUGACAAAAUCUAGAGCAUUUGUUGCUCUGCUUUGUAAAUAUACCCUGAGAUUCCACACUGUCUCAGUGUAGUAUAAUUUCACCCUGUACUCUUAAUCAGUCUAUUUUCAUGUAUGGAUACCCCAAUUUAUUUUCUUUAUUGUUUUUCAUCUUUUAUUAUUUUAUCA
Molecule: messenger RNA, 1920 nt
Organism: Aspergillus wentii DTO 134E9
Lineage: Eukaryota; Fungi; Ascomycota; Eurotiomycetes; Eurotiales; Aspergillaceae
Exons: 1
Coding region: 189-1691 (500 amino acids)
Source: RefSeq, a predicted model, not a curated record